Messenger RNA from Suillus clintonianus, 1275 nucleotides. RefSeq lists its product as uncharacterized. The transcript has 2 exons. NCBI's taxonomy places the organism in Eukaryota, Fungi, Basidiomycota, Agaricomycetes, Boletales, Suillaceae. The coding region runs from base 1 to 1275 and encodes 424 amino acids. The record is from RefSeq and is a predicted model, not a curated record.
AUGCGCUUACUUCUCUGCAUUCUCUACCUCGUUCGAGUGAUCCGAGCCGCGCCUACCACUAAUUCAAUUACUAUCAAUGAUAGUUUCGAAGCGGUAUCAUCCUUGGAGCAGAGAACUCUGUGGAGCAUUGUCUCUACCUGUACUCUGACUAUUCUUGCAUGCACAUAUGGUGCUAUCCAUCCCAAUAUUCCGAGUCCUAAUGAUAGCUCCUUUCGUAUUCUAUGGCGACGGUUUGUCAUCAUGCUGGUCGCACUGGCCGCUCCCGAUGUGAUCAUUGCAUGGGCUCUGCGCCAGAGGCUCUGGACUCAGCAUAUCACAACAGAAUGGACUCAGACUCACAGCUUCUUUGCGCUGAUGGGCGGUUUCAUGCUUUAUGUGGACGGGAAACCCUUCCAAACACUGUCGCCCGACCACCUACUCAACCUGAUACGUACUAGAUCCAUCUGUGGCCCAACCCUCACAGAAAAGCAGAUCCGCGACCGGAGCAAAGGGAAUGUGGUAUCAAAGGGGUUGAUCCUCAUUCAGGUGUCUUGGUUUGUUUUGCAGCUCCUCUCCCGCGCCAUCUAUCACCUCGAGACCACACAGUUUGAGGUGGGGACACUUGCUUUUGCGGUUCUCAACUUCGUCACCUAUGCUCUGUGGUGGAAUAAACCUCUGGAUGUAAAAUGUCCUCAUCCAGUCUACUGGAAGUCGACCGAAUCCAAGCCAGAGGUCCAUGUGUACGUUUGCGCCUCAAUCAAUUCUACCGCUGCUGACCACGUCCCUCUUAGUGUCCCUAAAAACAAUGGUCCGAUGCCUUUGCAUACCACGAUUAUUUCAGCCAUGGACACAUUUGUAAAAUUCUUUGGCAUUGAUGCCAUGUCUUCUUCAACGCUACGAGUUGCAACGUUUGAUGGCGUCUGCCCCUUUGAACUAACCCCCCGGCAAAGCAAGGCUCUGACUCUCGCUGGAUACGCGACGGGAAUCAUUUUUAGCGCAAUCCACUGUGCCGCUUGGUUUUAUGUCUUCCCCACAUAUGAAGAGCAGCUCUUAUGGCAGACGAGUGCCGCCGCUAUUACUAUCGGACUCUGUAUUGCUCUCGCAGUGCUCUUGGUUCUGUAUAAAUGGAUCGCUGCAAGGAUUGAUUCGGUGAUGUUUAAAUUAAUCUUCCCGGUCAAUGUAUUGUACGUCAUAGCACGUAUCACCCUUUUCAUACUUAUGUUCACCACUUUGCGCGAUCUUCCUCCUGACGCAUACAAGACAGUGUCGUGGAGUAAUUUUGUGCCGCACUUGUAG